This is a messenger RNA of Puccinia triticina, 879 nucleotides long. RefSeq lists its product as uncharacterized. Lineage: Eukaryota; Fungi; Basidiomycota; Pucciniomycetes; Pucciniales; Pucciniaceae. Bases 1 to 879 code for a protein of 292 amino acids. The record is from RefSeq and is a predicted model, not a curated record. The transcript is spliced from 6 exons.
AUGUUGUCGUCUACUCUCUUGGUCCUCCUCGUCUCCUCCCCCCAGUUGAUCUUCGCCCAAGGUCACGCCACCUCCGACCAGGUAUCCGACUCGGCCACCAAAUACGACAACCUCUUUCUCUCUGCGCCUUACCCCGAUGGCUUUGGCAUCCCGCUAAAGGCACAAGCAGUCCUUCAUGUGGCAUACCCGAGCGGACCCAUCACCCUCGGAAAAUCAUACUCCGCAGAAGAUGUCAAGACUCUUCCUACGAUCACUGUCAUGCCUGCCGACCCUACCGCCUUCAAAGCCCCCAACGCCUUCACACUCAUGUUAGCCGAUGCGAAUGCUUUGGGAAACCCAGACAAGGAGGGUAACUACCGCCACUUCCUGGAGAACGGAGCGACUUUCGGCGAUGCAGGAGCCGAUGGCGGGAUGGCGAUGAACGUGGGCUCGGGGACAGUCGUGACGAACUACGCCGGCCCGGGUCCUCUCCCAAACACGGGCGAACACAGAUACGCCUGGAUGCUGUUCGCCCAGCCGUCCAAGUUCGCCGCGCCCUCCAACCUGACCGCCGCUGGGACUGCCCCGGGACAUUGGUAUGUGAACGGGUAUGUGGCCAGCAGCGGGCUUGGCGACUUGCUUGCUGCCAGCUUCUUCACCGUCGAGAAUGGGCACGCUACCUUCCCCCACAACGCCACCGUCGUCCACAGCAAUCCCACAGCCAACACUGCCACUCCCUCUGGCCAAUCGGGCACCAUGGCCGCCGCCGGCUCCAACUCUACCCAGGCUGCUGCCAAGAGCGACGCCGAUGGGCCGCUCUGGAACGACUUUGCCGGAACCGUUAAGAGCGUUGUCAUGGGCCUCGGCGUCGCCGUCUCUGGUUACAUCCUUGUCCAGUAA